AUGGCCACUCCCAGCGAUUCAACAGCGGUUGACACCAUCGACACGAUCAAUGACUUGCCCAAAGAUGUCCCCUGUCAUGCCCGUGAUGACCUUGAGAAGAGAUUACUGAGGAAGCUUGAUUUGCGUAUGUCCAUACUAUUGAUUUUAUUUGCCCUGAACCUGAUUGACAGAACCAAUAUUAGCAAUGCACGGUUACAAGGAUUUGAGAAAGACCUGCACCUGCAUGGGCAACAAUACGCUACGACUUUGUCCAUCCUAUUUGUUGGAUACAUCAUCAUGCAAUUGCCAGGGAACAUGUUCCUGCACUGGCUGGAGAGACCUUCCAUCAUCAUUCCGUGUUGUAUGUUAGUAUGGGGUGCAAUAUCAGUAUUAACAGGGACCGCAAAGAAUUACGAUGAGAUCGUCGUCGCCCGCUUCUUUCUUGGCUUUGCCGAAGCUCCCUUCUUCCCCGGUAUGAUAUUUCUUGUAUCUAAAUGGUACAAGCGGGACGAGGUCGCCUUGAGAAUAGCUCUCGUUACUUGUGGAAGCAGUCUCAGCUCUGCAUUUGGAUCCCUGUUGGCAUCUGCUAUACUUCACGGCGGCGUUACCAUCUUGGUCGCGAUUUGUGCCAUAUUCAUACUCCCUGAUUUCCCGCACAACACCAGGUGGAUGACCCCGGAGGAAAGAGCACUUGCUAUCUCUCGUCUUGUAGAAGAUGGCUACAGUGAGGUUGAUGAACUUGGGAAGCAGACGACCAUGCAAGGAGUGCGGGACGCUGUGUCUGACUGGAAGGUGUGGUGGUUUUCGGUUGCGGCCAUGUUCCAGUUAGUGGGGCAGUCUUUCUUCGGUUACUUCCCGACACUGUGCGCAACACUGGGAUAUGACACGACUGUAACACUGCUGCUUUGCGCUCCUCCGUGGGUGUUUGCGACUAUGGUCGGAUUUGCUUUUGCAUGGUACUCUGACAAGAAACAGAAGCGUUACAAAUUCUUUGUUAUCUCCAAUGCAUUUCGGCGUCCUUGCAUUCAUCGUGUCCGCUAUUACGAUGAACAAGGUUGCGCGCUAUAUUUCACUGUUCCUGAUGGCUCAAAUCCUCAUUGGAUACCUGAUGCUCUUAGUGUGGAUCAGCAACACUUUCGCCAGAGAACCCGCGAAGCGUGCCGUUGCUAUUGCUUUGAUGAACGCAGUGGCGCAGAUAGGCUCUAUUAG
Suillus subalutaceus is the source of this 1188-nucleotide messenger RNA. Its product is annotated as major facilitator superfamily domain-containing protein. The transcript is spliced from 9 exons. The coding region runs from base 1 to 1188 and encodes 395 amino acids. Lineage: Eukaryota; Fungi; Basidiomycota; Agaricomycetes; Boletales; Suillaceae. Gene Ontology annotation, molecular function: transmembrane transporter activity. The record is from RefSeq and is a predicted model, not a curated record. Gene Ontology annotation, biological process: transmembrane transport. Gene Ontology annotation, cellular component: membrane.